CCCCCGGCGGCGUACAAAGUCAAGCACGUUCCUUUCAACAACUCUCGCAACUUUCACAACGUGGUCUUCCCGACCGACCCAGAGUUUGCCACGUUCGAGACAAGCUCGUCGGCGGAGUUCACUAACCGUUUCCGUGGCAAGCGUCGUGAAGACCCUCCACCAUCGUACAACAUUCCCCUGGAUUACGGAUACGAUCAUGGCCAUAGCGUCACGCGAUAUGACUUUCCAGAGCCGGCGUCACAGCGUAUGAAACUGAACGAAGAAACCUACACAGGGCUGUCCAAAUCUCACUGGAAGGAUCAAGAUGAGCCCGGUCAUCCGGAUAUCGUCGCCGAAAGCUUCACACGUCAGAGUCAUCGCCCUCAGUCAGGUCGUCAUAGAGACAGACCGGAUACGGGUAAAGUACAUCGUAGCAACCUACCCAUGGAACCAGCCAGGGAGCAGUUCCAGCAUGCUGUCCCUGCCACUCUGGUGUAGCUCACACACUUUCGAUCACGACCGCCGGAAGCAGUUUGUGAUUGGUCCGGUUUUGUCGUGGCCGUUCAUACUCUGUGUAUGAUAUGGCGGGUGCACAUGCCCUCUGGCCGUUCAUACUGUGUAUGACAUGCCGUGUACUAGUACACAUGCCCUCUGGCCGUUAAUACUGUGUGUAUGACAUGACGUGUACUAGUACACAUCAUAUCCCUCCACAGUAGGAAACACAUGUUGGUGGCUGAAAAGUUGGUCCGGUGUCAACCUGACCAACCGGACCGGUUCCGACGGGUCUGUCAAUACACCGUUGCUACAAGUACAGUGCAUGGUAGGCAAUCCUAGACUAUAACCAUAGUUACCGUUUUAGCUUAGUGCCAUGAUGUCAUACACUUCUAUGUGAUGAUGUCAUGGUUUCAUUGAUGAUGUAAUCACCAUCAUACAUGAUGCCUGUGCAUACACAGGCUGACGGUUUCAGUACUGCAUGCGCAGUCAUGUUCCUACUAGUGUGUGCGUGUGUCAAUGUGCCACCAAGGACAGACUCAGUGAAGUCAUGACAUGCCGCAUGCCAGUAGGGUAGACUUUCACCAUGAUGUAAUCCAUGAUGUAAUAGAUUACGUCAUUGCUGAAAACCGUCGCCAUGGAAUGUGUCAUGGAGACCGUGGCACUGACUGACGCACAUUACAGCACAGUACAAUUGCUGUGGUGUGCAGUAAUUGUGCCGUUGCCAGGAUGUAAUUGAUGACAUCAUUAAGCACAUACACUAGCAGCAGUAGAAGCAAGAUAACUGCCGGCGGACAUUGUCGUCGUCAAUUCCUGGCAAACAUCUUCCUAGAUUUUCUAUCCAUUGACCACUACGUUGAGAACAUUUCUAUUUUGACCCUUUAAUAACACUGGCAUAACAUACAGCUGGUGUGAUGUUGCUUUGCCAGCACUGACUUUAGAUUGCCGACAAACUGUUAGAGUGAUACAUGAUUAUUAGUUGGUGUCUAUACUUGAUCAGUGCUGGCUGCACCGGUAGAUUUGAAUGCGCUUCAAAGUUUAGUAUGACGAGAGAGUGAACAAUAGUUUUAAUGAGCACAGAAGCUACUGUUGUCACAAAAAAUGUAUUCUAUAGCCAGACCGUACUGAUUAAUUGCUGACACAUGUAUGACAAAUGUUGAUGAAUUUCCUAUGCCUAAUCUCCUGAUAUCACUAUUUUUGAUACUUUCGUUGAACUGACAAAUUAUAAAUUAAUUGAAUGGGCAAUCUGUCCAAGCA
Sycon ciliatum is the source of this 1728-nucleotide messenger RNA. RefSeq lists its product as uncharacterized. NCBI's taxonomy places the organism in Eukaryota, Metazoa, Porifera, Calcarea, Leucosolenida, Sycettidae. The record is from RefSeq and is a predicted model, not a curated record.